This is a messenger RNA of Manis javanica (Malayan pangolin), 3273 nucleotides long. It is a transcript of the gene TENT2, whose product is annotated as terminal nucleotidyltransferase 2. Gene Ontology annotation, molecular function: poly(A) RNA polymerase activity. Lineage: Eukaryota; Metazoa; Chordata; Mammalia; Pholidota; Manidae. The record is from RefSeq and is a predicted model, not a curated record. Gene Ontology annotation, biological process: RNA 3'-end processing.
CUUCCGGGUGUUACUGACCGGGCUCUCUACGCUGCUCUUUCGGCGACUUUUUGGUCUUCCGCUUCUUGCCACAUCCCCCAACUUACCAUAGCCCUGCUGGCCUUGCCUUUUUCUGUGUGUCGCUUCUUCCCGGCAGCCAAGCCCGGAGCUUAAAUCUCUCUUUGAGUCCGGAGCCAGGCCUGGCCAUUCCGCGGGCCACUAUCUUCUUUGGCUCCCGCGGAACUACAACCGAGCGCCCCGGGCGGUCGCCGCUCCCGCCUCGGAGCUCCUGGGCGGGCAGUGCUGGUGGGCCCGGCUUAACUCUUAGCCGAAGACAGCUUCUAGGAUCGAAAGAGGAAUCUUGGGACGCUUGCAUGGUGUUUCAAAGGGUGGUGAAGAACUAAGGUCUUUGUUUUCUCCUGGUAAUCCGUGGAUGUCCUGUUUAAGUGAGAGGUAGAAGAAUACAUGUUCCCAAACUCAAUUUUGGGUCGCCCACCUUACACUCCAAACCAUCAACAAUCUAAUGACUUCUCCGUGUCACCAAUUUUUUAUUCACACCAGCAGCAGCUUGUAGAUGCACAGUUCAACUUUCAGAAUGCAGACUUGUCUAGAGCUGUGUCAUUACAGCAGUUGACAUAUGGAAAUGUCAGUCAAACACAGACCUCAACUUCUCCAUUAUUUCGAGGAAGGAAGAGAUUAAGUGAUGAAAAAAAUCUUCCUCUUCACGGUAAACGGCCACGUUUCUAUUCACCUCACCAAGAGCCAACUGUAGUUAACCACAUAGUGCCUUUAUCAGGUGAAAGAAGAUACUCAAUGCCGCCAUUGUUUAAUACGCCCUAUGUACCAGAUAUAGUCAGAUGUACUCCACCUUCUCAAGAAAUACCAUUUUUAGAACCUAGAGAAAUCACACUGCCUGAGGCCAAAGAUAAGUUGAGUCAGCAGAUAUUAGAGUUAUUUGAAGCAUGUCAGCAGCAAGUAAGUGAUUUAAAGAAGAAAGAACGCUGUCGAACACAGCUGCAGAGAGAAAUUCAGCUGUUAUUUCCACGAAGCAGACUUUUUUUGGUUGGGUCUUCCUUAAAUGGAUUUGGUACCCGGAGCAGUGAUGGUGAUUUAUGUCUGGUUGUUAAAGAGGAACCAGUAAAUCAGAAGACUGAAGCAUGGCAUAUACUCACCUUAGUCCAUAAACACUUCUGUACUAGACUUUCUGGCUACAUUGAGAGACCUCAGCUGAUUCGAGCAAAAGUGCCAAUUGUGAAGUUCAGGGAUAAAGUCAGUUGUGUGGAGUUUGACUUGAAUGUAAACAAUAUUGUUGGAAUAAGAAAUACAUUCCUUCUCAGAACUUAUGCAUACCUUGAAAAUCGAGUUCGUCCAUUAGUACUGGUGAUUAAGAAGUGGGCGAAUCACCAUGAGAUAAAUGAUGCCAGUCGUGGUACUUUAAGCAGCUAUAGUCUUGUACUGAUGGUUUUGCACUAUUUACAAACCCUACCUGAACCCAUCCUUCCAUCCAUCCAAAAAAUGUACCCAGAAUCUUUUAGUCCUGCUAUACAACUGCACCUUGUACAUCAGGUUCCAUGUAAUGUUCCUCCUUACCUCUCAAAGAAUGAAUCAAAUCUUGGGGACCUCUUACUGGGCUUUCUGAAAUACUAUGCUACAGAAUUUGACUGGAGCAGUCAGAUGAUUUCAGUUCGUGAAGCCAAAGCCAUUCCCAGGCCUGAUGAUUUUGAGUGGAUAAAUAAAUACAUCUGUGUAGAAGAACCUUUUGAUGGAACAAAUACAGCCAGAGCUGUGCAUGAAAGGCAGAAGUUUGACAUGAUCAAGGAUCAAUUUUUAAAGUCAUGGCACAGAUUGAAAAACAAGAAAGAUUUGAACAGUAUACUACCUUUAAGAGCUGCUAUCCUGAAAAGAUAACUGGCCUCUAUUUUUUAAUAAAUUCUUCUGAGAAUUAAAGAACAAUAGUAACAUUGUAAUGUGUUUUGUUUACCUCCAUCAUGGUUUCUUUUUAACUGUUCUUCUUGUUUUCGUGUUUUAUUUUUAAGAGGACAUACUUAUAUAAAGAUUGCAUAUUUUAUUAUGACAUUUCUAAUAAAACCCUUUGAUUUAAAGAUGUAUUUUUGAAAACAUUUAACACUGAUGAUUAGUAGUGUUACAGCAUGAAAUUUCAGAUCAGAUAAAAUAUUUUUGGGGUAUUAUCUGAACAAAUAAUAGGUUUAUAAUAUAACUUCAAUUAAUCAUACCAUAUGUUAAUACUGAAGAAAUGUGUGUAAUUUUGGAAAGGGUCUGAUUCAUACAUACUUAAAGUAUAACCUACAGUAGAUAGAUUGUUGCCUGUCCUUUAGUAAAUGAAGGUUCAAGUCAGUUACUCAGUUACUUGAAGCAAAAUGAAAUCUUUUAUUUCAGUGAAAUCACUGCAGAGGCAUGAAAUACUGGAAAUUGCCUUAUGUCUUCACUUGAAUCACCAGGAUGGACUGAGGCUUUGGGUGUGUCUGUAUUAGCAUUUUAUUAGUACCUCACAUGCUUUUGAUGUAUGUACUCUUGAGAUUGCUUUAAAUUUUUUGUUGACACCAACAGUACAUUUUGCACUAUAGUAAUAUGAGCACUAACUCUGUAUUGUACAGCAGUUAGUGAAUUUAAAAAAACAAUCAGUUCCAUGUAAACAUUUUGAAAAGAUUAAGUCCCCUGUGCUUUAUGAUAGCUUAGUGCAAUGUGCACUUUUGCUUUGCUUUGCUUUUCUGCUUUUAUUUUUUCUGUGACAUGAAGCAGCAGAAACUGUAAAAUCAAAGUUGAGAUUAUAUCCUAUUGAUAGUAUCAGAUUUUUUUGCUGUGUACAAUUAUACACAGUAUAGGAUUAUAAUCUAAACUGGAAUUUUUAGUCAGUAAGCCACUAUAAAAUGUUCUGGAUAAGACAAAAUUAUUAUAAAUAAAAGCUUAAUGUUUAUAAAGAUAUCCUUUUUAGUAUUUCUCUUCCACAUGAAGUAAUGGUGGCUGCUAAAAAGAUAGUGCUUAUUAAGGUUGUUUUUGGUUUAUGUAAAUAUUUGUAAAUUGGUCAGUGCCUGUACAUUUAAAUAUGAAGGGUUGUCUUGAAAACAGUUUGAACUUUUUGAGGACUGUGUACAGUUUCUUUUAGACCUGCUGUUGGCACAGUUUGUACCUCUAAUAUAUUUGGUUUUUUGCAGACCAACUCAAAUGCACUAAGAGUUGCUUUUCUUUGACUUGUAAAAGGUGCAUUUUUACAUUUUCUUCUUUAAGUCAAAAUUUUUUAUCUCAUAUGGAAUAAAGUUUAUAUAUGGACAUUGA